This is a messenger RNA of Triplophysa dalaica, 2258 nucleotides long. RefSeq names its product RAB11a, member RAS oncogene family, like (gene rab11al). The transcript is spliced from 5 exons. The record is from RefSeq and is a predicted model, not a curated record. Gene Ontology annotation, biological process: neurotransmitter receptor transport, endosome to postsynaptic membrane; exocytosis; melanosome transport. The coding region runs from base 347 to 994 and encodes 215 amino acids. Gene Ontology annotation, cellular component: transport vesicle; postsynaptic recycling endosome; axon. Gene Ontology annotation, molecular function: GTP binding; GTPase activity. NCBI's taxonomy places the organism in Eukaryota, Metazoa, Chordata, Actinopteri, Cypriniformes, Nemacheilidae.
CUUGUUGUUUGCCUGAAGAUAAGCAGAGAACGGGGUGAAACCUGGAUGACGUAUCCUAUCAACACCGUGCGAAAGUUGAUCAUCAAUAAUCUCAUUUUGCGUUAGGUCUGCGCUAUAUCCACUGCUCGACAAACGCGGAAUUUGUUAUAAAGUUUUCGUUUGUUUGAACGUGUUUUUGACGUCUGAAGCACGCGCGUAAUGAAGCGCUCGUGAUCAGCUGCUGCUUCCUCUCAUGGGCAAAGUUUUUUUUACUUCGCGAUAAAUUUGUACGCACAAUACGAACACUGUUACUACUUCACACUUGACAGCACGGAUUUAUUAUUGAACCUGUAAGAAGAUUAAAGUCAUGACGGGCCGAGAAGACGAAUACGACUAUCUCUUUAAAGUGGUGCUGAUCGGUGACUCGGGUGUGGGCAAGAGUAACCUGCUCUCUCGCUUUACCCGCAAUGAGUUUAACCUGGAGAGCAAGAGCACCAUCGGGGUGGAGUUUGCCACACGAAGCAUCCAUGUGGAGGGCAAGACCAUUAAAGCCCAAAUCUGGGAUACAGCCGGACAGGAGAGAUACAGAGCCAUUACAUCAGCGUAUUACAGAGGUGCCGUCGGAGCCCUGCUGGUGUAUGACAUCGCCAAGCAUCUGACCUAUGAAAAUGCAGAGCGCUGGCUGAAGGAGCUGCAGGAUCAUGCCGACAGCAAUAUUGUCAUCAUGUUAGUGGGGAAUAAGAGUGACCUGCGCCAUCUGAGGGCCGUGCCAUUGGAUGAAUCCAAAGCGUUUGCAGAGAAGCACGGGCUUUCUUUUUUGGAGACAUCCGCUCUGGACUCUUCUAAUGUCGAACUUGCCUUUCAGACCAUUCUCACAGAAAUCCAUCGUAUCGUCUCCCAGAGGCAGAUGUCAGGGCGUGGUGAUUCCGACUUCUCACCCAACUCCAAAGUGGUACCCAUCACUGUACAGCCGACGCAGAAUUCCGGCAAACAGGGCUGCUGUCAAAAUAACUAAGCCGCCACAGCGCCACCACAGGGUUUGGGGAAAUUUUUGAGCAGGCUGUUGUUGGGCUGGGCAUAAAGACGGGCCGUGCUCAUGUCUGACCGACUGUUGUUUGACCUCUGCGUGGCGUGGGUAGCAUAUUUAACAAACAUACUUGAUUAUGCCCAGAACGAGCAAGUAAUAAGCUUCAAACUUGAAGAGCUAUAGAAGUUGAAAUUGAAUGGAUCAAGCAAUUUUUUGCUGAGCUUUGCUUUUUGUUUCAGACUAAAUAGAAUUGGGCAGUUAGCUGGGGCGCUCAGACGUGACUGCUCUUAUUUAUCUGCACUUCAGUCUGCUUACAAAUGAGCAGAAACAACUUCACCAAAGAUUUUUUUAGAAUGUGUAUUACUACUUUUAAAUAUAAAUUGUUGAAAGGUUCUCAUAAAAAAGGGUAAUUUGUUAAAAGUUGUAUUUUUGUUUAGUUAAUCGCCACUAAAAUGACAUAGUAUCGCACAUCUCUGAACCGGGAGAAUUAAAAACUGGGGUCACCCUAAACACAUUUAUUUCAUUCCUGUGCACACGGUUAGUCCUGUAACAGCUCUUCUGUAUUUAUUGAAUGCAAAUAUAAUCUCGAUAUUCUGUGGUGUUUUGUUUUGCCUCCUUUAUAUGUACGAUAUUAUUGAUUGGGAUUUCUCAAGGGCUUCUCCAGUCAUUUCACAUUUCAGCUGUGGCUGUCUGUAGUCAUGUUUCUUUCGAUCCGAGAAGUGUCCUUUGAAAAAAAAAAAACAGCUGUAUAGUUGUAGGAGAGUACAUUCAGGGUUGGGAAUCGGUUUUCUUAAUUCAAAUUAAAAAAAGGAACUAAUCAGUUUCAUGAUGUUUGGUUAUGUUUGUCUCUUGUCUCUUGUUGAAUGUUGAAUGUUAUCUUCUCAAAAAGUAAUUCUGAGAUAAUGAGCAUCAACUUUGAUUUUAGCCAUUUAUUUCACUACGAUUUCAAUCUUUGACAUGGUCUCACCCAGUGAAUAUGAAAGAUAUCAAGGUUAUAUUUUGACAGAAUGUUUUUCACAUAAUGUAGGAUGAUUUUAUGUAAAAAAAACACUAAAUCCCAAAAAAGACUUUAGCUGGGUUUUCACAGCCUUGGUCACGUGUGAAUAAAAUAUGUAUGCAUUAAAGCCAACAUAGUUCAUAGUUUCCCAUCAUUUAAAUCAGCGCCAACCUAAUUUUACAAUCAAUGCAUGGUAUAUAUGUUUCCUAUGUUGGAAAGAAAAUAUGUUAUAAAAAUAAAUGAUAAAAAAACCCA